UCGUCUGCAUAGCAAUGAUAGGAGAGACCAUGUGAGGUUAUGACAGAGCCAAGUGACUUGGUGUAUAGCGAGAAUAGGAGAGGGCCUAGAACAUAUAGAACAUAGAACAUAUAACUGUGUGUCCUCAGGUUCCGUGGUGUCCAGACGGGGACAGACAGCCGAGUGGCAGAGCUCCUGAACCAGGUGAAGCUGAAGAGCUUUGAGACAGAGCGCUCUCAGAUGGUACAAGAGGAGACCGCCAGGAACCUGGAACAGUGUCAGAUGGAGACAGAGAAACACCAGAAGAAGCUAGAGGUCAUGACCAAGGAGUUGUACAGGCUUCAGGCGUCCUCAGAGAAGCAGAUAACGGAACUCCAGGCCCAGAAUGCUGAGCAGCAGGCCAGACUACAGACCUACGAGAAACUGGAGCAGGAGCUGGACGACGUCACCAUGCAGGCUGCUGAAAUUGAUAAUGAGGAGGAAGCAGAGAGAGUUCUGUUCUCCUACAGUUACGGUGCCAACGUUCCCACAACCGCCAAGAGACGACUCAGGCAGAGUGUCCAUCUGGCCCGUAGACUGUUGCAGCUGGAGAAACAGAACACACUGCUGAGGAGAGAUCUGGACAGAUCUCUGAGGAG
Molecule: messenger RNA, 617 nt
Organism: Oncorhynchus nerka (sockeye salmon)
Lineage: Eukaryota; Metazoa; Chordata; Actinopteri; Salmoniformes; Salmonidae
Product: progesterone-induced-blocking factor 1-like
Exons: 4
Biological process (GO): cilium assembly
Cellular component (GO): centriolar satellite
Source: RefSeq, a predicted model, not a curated record